Molecule: messenger RNA, 498 nt
Organism: Dictyostelium purpureum
Lineage: Eukaryota; Evosea; Eumycetozoa; Dictyosteliales; Dictyosteliaceae
Exons: 3
Coding region: 1-498 (165 amino acids)
Source: RefSeq, a predicted model, not a curated record
AUGAAUAAUCAAUCACCACAACUCCAAUCUAAUAACACAUGUCCCCAAUCACACAAUCAACCACAAUCAAAAUUAUUUGAUUCAAAUUCUUCCCAAUUAAAUAAUAUCCCAAAUCCACCAAAAGAAUCAUCUAUUCCAUCCAAAUUUGCUCCAGCCACCUCUCAAUCAACCAAAUUAUCUGUCUAUCCAACCUGCAAAAGUCCAAUGAAGAAGAGACCAUUGGAAUUUGAAAAUGAAACAACAAAAAGUGAUAGAGAACUUUCCAAAAAACAAAAAACCAAACAUGAAGAAUAUGAAAAACAAAUUAUUGAAAUGGAAAGAUUAAGAAUUGAUAAAGAAAGAGAAGAAAAGAAAAAAUUAGAACAAAUGGAAAGAUUGAAAGAAAUAGAAAGAGUACAAAGAAUGUUUUUUAAAUUGGUCUUUAUAAAGCCAAAUCAUCUAUCAACUACUCAACCGCCUACACCCAAAUCAAUAGAAGCAAUCAAAAUAUUUCAUUAA